GGGUGCCUAGGGCCGCGGGCCGGUGAGCCGGGCCGCGCUGCUGUCGCUGGCCUCCUGGCCUCGCCCCCUCCGUCGCCGCCGCCCGCCUUCGCGGAGGAGACAGCCUUCACUUUCCGUCCCUCUGCGAGCGCGACGCGGGGUGCCCCGCCCCGCCCGACAGGUGCUGCCCUCUGAGUCGCGGAUUCUGACGCGGAGCCUGACUGCUGCCCUCCUGAUCUGGCCCGUGCGCCUGGGUAGCCGGAGUUUAUACUGGAGGAACACGGGCUGCGCAGGUACAAAACUCAAAACAUGAUCAACGAUAUAUAUUACCAAUGUUCAAAGCUGAUUUGGUUAGAACUGGAAUACAGUUGCCUGCAACAUAUUCCUGAGGAAUUAGAAAAGUCAAAGUAAUGGAUAACAGAAAAUAUCCUCCAUUCUUCAAUGAAGAUAACAUGGGAGCAUUUUACUACAGACUUCCUUUCUAUGAUACCAUGGAGCUCUUCAUUGAAACACUGACUGGAACAUGUUUUGAGCUGAUAGUUUCACGCUUUGAAGCUGUUAUUUCUGUGAAAGCAAAAAUUCGAAGAUUGGAAGGUAUUCCCAUCUGUCAGCAGCACUUAAUUUGGAAUAACAUGGAACUUGAAGAUGAUUAUUGCUUGAAUGAUUACAACAUUUCAGAAGGUUGUACCUUGAAGCUGGUUUUGGCUAUGCGUGGUGGACCUAUAAAUACUAGAAGAGUUUUUCCAUUUGUCGUUCCUAUGGAAGAUCCACUUAGGGAGAUGGCUGAGUACAUGGAUUCCAGUCGAGAUGAGGUCUGGGAGAAGACCUCCUGCAACAAACAAGUUACAUUUCUGGUAUACCGAGAAGGAGAUCAAUUGAAUUUCUUUCGUGUAGUAGACAGGGGAGAUGGCACUUUAACACCAUUAUCUGAAUCUUUAAGGUAAAUAGAUUUUCAUUUGCAUGUCUCACUUAGAAAAGGAGAACAUUGUAUGAGUGGUGGUUCUGUGUAUAAUUUGCAUACUGAUGAAGAUGAGAAAAUUGAGCCUUCUCCUUCUGGGAAACAGAUAGUUGAAAAUUCAAUAACUAUGAAUAAGAUGAAACUGCUGAAGGCUAAGAUGGAGAACAUGAAUCUCAGCAAAAAGCCUAAGAAAGCUGUCAAGGUAAAACCUCAUCCACCUGUAGUUCCUCGACCUUCCAGUAGUUCCACCGCAGCUGCUCGCCACAGAUUGUUAAGGGUUCUCCCCAACAUUGGGCAGUCUUGUUUACCUUCUCCUGGGAACACAUAUCUGCCUGACUCGGCCAGCAAUGCCAUUUCAAGUUUGGCAGCUCUGCCCCCUGCUGAUAGAUCCAUAUCAUCUAUCGCUAGUGAUUUUCUUAAGGAAGACGAUAACUGGGAGAGUAACACACAGUCUCAUUCCAAUGGUGGCUUCAAACUACCACCUCAGAUACCCGCUAUGGAGUUUGAAAAUGACAAAGAGCUUGCUGAUUCUAUUCUCCAUCUUGGAUCAUCCCUACCUAGUCAGACAAAAAACUUUUCAGGAAAUUUGUCAUCUAAUAAUGAGGAUGACACUGUUUUAUCUCCAACUUCAGAAGAGUGUGUAACUGAAGAAUCGCUUCUACCUGAAGUGGGUUCGUUUGCUUCCUUUACCGAAGGAAUUGCUGAUGAACAGAGCAGUGGCUUAGAAGGCACACGGAAGGUAAAUCCAGAAUUCUCACUCACUAAUGGUGAUAAAGGGUUGAAAGCCACAGAGCAGCAUCUUAAAUAUGUUGCAAGAGUGUCGAGUGGUGAAUCAGUAGAAACUGCAGUUCUCGACCACCGUGAAUUAAGUCCUCACAAGAAUAGACUCUUAUCACCUCUUCACUGUUCUGCACCAAUGUCACUACAUAACUCUCUGGUGAAACCACAGAGACAGUCCAGAUGUUUUGAGUCUGGGAAUCUCCAGUCUUCUGCUUCACAAAAUGUGCUUCGGUCGCUGGACGUUGGAAAUAUAACUGAUUCUUCUUUCUCUAGGACUCCUUGCUUUCGAGCUGUUAAAGUCGAUUCACCUGGGAAAAGAUCUGAUAUUAUUUCUAAAGUUGAGGCUCGGGAUAUCACAGAAAUGGCUAACAAGGCAUCCAAAGAGCCUGUUGGUUGUGUAAAUAAUAUAGGUUUUCUUGCUUCACUGGCCCGGAGCGCAAGCAGAGACAGCUUGCAGAGCACACGUCGGGCAGGCAGGCUUCGAACCUCUGGAAUUGGGCUGUUUACAAACCUCCAGCAUUUUCAGGAAGAAAGCCUUAGGAAAAGUUCUCCCCAGUUAGAACCUACAGAAUUUUUUUUAUCUGCCCGUGGUAUUGGAAUGAAUGGAAAUAAUACAGCAGCAGGGAAAAGAGUAGGAGAAUGUACUCAUCACCUCCCACCUGUGAAAGCCCCUAUUCAAACAAAGAAGAAAACAACAAAGCAUUGUUUUCUUUGUGGAAAGAAAACUGGACUGGCUACUAGCUACGAAUGCAGAUGUGGAAACAACUUCUGUGCAUCUCAUCGCUAUGCAGAAACUCACAGCUGCACCUAUGAUUACAAGAGUGCAGGGAGGAGAUACUUACAGGAGGCAAAUCCUGUGGUUAAUGCACCAAAACUUCCAAAAAUCUAA
This is a messenger RNA of Mesoplodon densirostris (Blainville's beaked whale), 2606 nucleotides long. RefSeq names its product zinc finger AN1-type containing 4 (gene ZFAND4). The record is from RefSeq and is a predicted model, not a curated record. Gene Ontology annotation, molecular function: protein binding; zinc ion binding. The transcript is spliced from 10 exons. NCBI's taxonomy places the organism in Eukaryota, Metazoa, Chordata, Mammalia, Artiodactyla, Ziphiidae.